Molecule: messenger RNA, 6589 nt
Organism: Octodon degus (degu)
Lineage: Eukaryota; Metazoa; Chordata; Mammalia; Rodentia; Octodontidae
Gene: Atxn2l
Product: ataxin 2 like
Exons: 22
Coding region: 494-3727 (1077 amino acids)
Biological process (GO): cytoplasmic stress granule assembly
Cellular component (GO): cytoplasmic stress granule
Molecular function (GO): RNA binding
Source: RefSeq, a predicted model, not a curated record
CCAGCUUUAAGGCGGUUUGAGAGCUAGAGACUCAAGUCCUUGGCGCGCGUGAGCGCCCACGCUGCUCCUUCCCCGCCCCAAGGGCUAGGAGCGCGAGGUCCACCUAUUUUAGACCCCCUCCUCCUCCCACCCGGCGCCAACCGCUGGCGCGCGCGGGCACCUCGCGCGGCGCGCCUCCUUCCGCCCUUCCCCCCGCGGAGCUCCCGCCGCGCUCCUCCCUCUCUCCCUCCCCUUCUCCCGGCGGCGACGCGCACGCGCGCCACACCGGCUCGAGCUCUCUCGCUUUCCUCCGCGGGACCCCCUCCCCUUCCGCCUCGCGGCGCUUCAUCGCGCCGCGGUCCGCUCGGUCCACCCCCGACCCCGCGGGGCUUCCCGCCCGCCAACGGCGGGUCCCCAGCCUCCGGGCCCCCUCGCUUCCCGCGCUCUCCUCCGAGGGCCCAGCUCCGGGCGCCCCUCGCUCUCCCCUCUAAUCCCCCUUCCGGACGCUGCCAUCAUGUUGAAGCCUCAGCCGCCACAACAGCCCUCCCAGCCCCAGCAGCCGCCCCCCGCGCAACAGGCCGUGGCUCGCCGGCCUCCCGGCGGCAGCAGCCCUCCCAACGGCGGCCUCCCGGGGCCGCUGGCCGUCGCCGCGGCUCCCGCAGGGCCUCCGGCGGCCGCUUCACCCUGCCUGGCGCCCGCGGCCGCCACCGGGAGCGGGCUCCGUCGCGGUGCCGACAGCGUCUUGGCGGCGCCGCUGCCGCAGCAGCACCAGGAGAGGCCGGGGGCGGCCGCCAUCGGCAGUGCCAGGGGACAGAGCACGGGAAAGGGACCCCCACAGUCACCUGUGUUUGAAGGUGUAUAUAACAAUUCCAGGAUGCUGCAUUUCCUGACGGCUGUUGUGGGUUCCACUUGUGAUGUAAAGGUGAAAAAUGGCACCACUUAUGAAGGCAUUUUCAAAACCUUGAGCUCAAAGUUUGAACUAGCAGUAGAUGCUGUGCACAGGAAAACAUCUGAACCAACCGGUGGCCCACGUCGGGAAGAUAUUGUGGAUACCAUGGUGUUUAAGCCAAGUGACGUGAUGCUUGUCCACUUUAGAAAUGUUGACUUCAAUUAUGCAACGAAAGACAAGUUCACUGACUCAGCCAUUGCCAUGAACUCGAAGGUGAACGGGGAGCACAAAGAGAAGGUGCUUCAGCGCUGGGAAGGAGGCGACAGCAAUAGUGACGACUAUGACCUAGAGUCGGACUUGUCCAAUGGAUGGGAUCCCAAUGAAAUGUUCAAGUUCAAUGAGGAGAACUAUGGGGUGAAGACAACCUACGAUAGCAGUCUCUCUUCUUACACGGUGCCCUUAGAGAAGGACAACUCAGAAGAGUUCCGUCAGCGGGAGCUGCGUGCAGCCCAGCUGGCCCGAGAGAUUGAGUCGAGCCCCCAGUACCGCCUACGGAUUGCCAUGGAAAAUGAUGAUGGGCGCACUGAGGAGGAGAAGCACAGUGCAGUCCAGCGGCAGGGGUCAGGGCGAGAGAGCCCCAGCUUGGCAUCCAGGGAGGGCAAGUAUAUCCCUUUGCCUCAAAGAGUUCGAGAAGGUCCCCGUGGAGGAGUCCGGUGCAGCAGUUCUCGGGGUGGCCGGCCUGGCCUUAGUUCUUUGCCCCCUCGUGGCCCUCAUCAUCUUGACAAUAGCCCUGGCCCAGGUUCUGAGGCACGUGGUAUUAAUGGAGGCCCUUCCCGCAUGUCCCCCAAAGCACAGCGGCCCAUGAGAGGUGCCAAGACACUCUCUUCGCCCAAUAGUAGGCCUUCUGGAGAAACUUCUGUUCCACCACCUCCUGCAGCUCUCUCCUUUCUUCCAGUGGGCCGGAUGUAUCCUCCACGCUCUCCCAAGUCUGCUGCACCCGCCCCCAUCUCUGCUUCCUGUCCUGAGCCUCCCAUGGGCUCAGCAGUGGCAACCUCUUCGGCCUCCAUACCUGUGACAUCAUCAGUUACAGAUCCUGGUGUAGGCUCCAUUUCCCCAGCUUCUCCAAAGAUCUCACUGACUCCCACGGAGGUGAAAGAACUCCCCACUAAGGAACCUGGCAGAACUCUGGAACCCCAGGAGCUGGCCCGGAUAGCUGGGAAAGUCCCUGGCCUUCAGAAUGAACAGAAAAGAUUUCAUCUGGAAGAACUAAGAAAGUUUGGGUCCCAGUUUAAGCUUCAGCCCAGUAGCUCCCCUGAAACCACCAUGGAUCCUUUUCCUCCCCGGAUCUUAAAGGAGGAGGUCAAGGGAAAGGAGAAGGAGGACGCACUAUUGACUUCAGACACUCUGGGCUCCCCAGUGUCCUCCAAGACAGAACCUGGAUCAGAGAAGGAGGACAAACCUGCCCUGGCACCCACAGGAGGCCCUGAGGGGCCAGAGCAACCCCUGCCACCUUGUCCAAGCCAGAGUGGCAGCCCCCCAGUGGGCCUCAAGGGUGACGACAAAGAUGAGGGUCCUGUUACUGAACAAGUAAAAAAGUCCACAUUGAAUCCUAAUGCGAAGGAGUUCAAUCCCACAAAGCCUCUCCUCUCUGUGAACAAGUCGACCAGUACUCCAACUUCUCCAGGGCCCCGGACUCAUUCAACUCCUUCCAUCCCGGUGCUGACGGCAGGCCAGAGUGGGCUGUACAGCCCCCAGUACAUCUCCUACAUACCUCAGAUCCACAUGGGACCCGCUGUGCAGGCACCUCAGAUGUAUCCAUAUCCUGUGUCCAAUUCAGUGCCUGGGCAGCAGGGCAAGUACCGGGGAGCAAAAGGGUCCCUGCCCCCACAGCGCUCAGACCAACACCAGCCAGCCUCAGCUCCUCCGAUGAUGCAGGCGGCCACCGCUGCUGGCCCACCCCUGGUGGCUGCCACCCCAUACUCCUCCUACAUCCCCUACAACCCACAGCAGUUCCCAGGCCAGCCUGCCAUGAUGCAGCCAAUGGCCCACUACCCCUCGCAGCCGGUAUUUGCCCCCAUGCUGCAAAGCAACCCCCGCAUGCUGACGUCGGGUAGCCACCCCCAGGCCAUUGUGUCGUCCUCUACUCCUCAGUACCCAUCCGCAGAGCAGCCCACCCCUCAAGCCCUCUAUGCCACUGUCCAUCAGUCCUACCCACAUCAUGCUACACCGCUCCAUGCCCACCAGCCGCAGCCGGCCACCACACCUACGGGGAGCCAGCCGCAGUCCCAGCAUGCGGCCCCCAGCCCCGUCCAGCACCAGGCGGGGCAGGCCCCACACCUGGGCAGCGGACAGCCCCAGCAGAAUCUGUACCACCCAGGGGCCCUGACAGGCACGCCACCCUCUCUGCCACCGGGACCUUCUGCCCAGUCCCCUCAGAGCAGCUUCCCCCAGCCCGCCGCUGUGUAUGCCAUCCAUCCCCACCAGCAGCUGCCCCACAGCUUCACCAACAUGGCCCAUGUUACCCAGGCCCAUGUCCAAACUGGAAUCACAGCAGCCCCGCCCCCUCACCCUGGGGCUCCCCACCCGCCCCAGGUGAUGCUGCUGCACCCACCUCAGAGCCAUGGGGGGCCCCCCCAAGGCGCAGUGCCCCAGAGUGGGGUGCCUGCACUCUCAGCUUCCACACCCUCACCCUACCCCUACAUCGGACACCCCCAAGGUGAGCAGCCUGGCCAGGCGCCUGGAUUUCCAGGAGGAGCCGAUGACAGGAUUCGUGAGUUCUCGUUAGCUGGGGGAAUUUGGCAUGGAAGAGCUGAGGGGCUGCAGGUGGGGCAGGAUGCACGGGUUCUGGGCGGGGAGUGAGGGGUCUUGGAGGCAGGGCUGUCCCACAGGGCGCCCGCCGACCUGCACCUGUCUGUGAAGUAUGUAGGGUGGGCAGAAGCCACAGUCGCCGCCGCCAGGGGCUUGCUCCUGGCUCUGUCCUUUGCUUCCCUCCGUCCUCGCUCAGUUGUGAUCCAGCAGCCCCCCUCCCCACUGCCUCCCCAGCUCUCAGUGACCCCGACUGUCUCCUGACUUAGCCGAGGUAAGGUCAGCGCAGCAGACAGGGCCAGACUGGGGUGUGGGGGGCUGAGCUGGGCACAUGAGUGAGGGCUCUGGCUUACUGGGCAACAGCGAUUGACCUGUGCUUCUGACAGCCCCCGAGACACCUUGAGGAGGCCGCUCCUUCCCACAUAACCCCGCAACCCCUGGACGCAUUUGUGAAGGGACGCCUGCUUGGGUUCUAAUGCUCCUGCUCUCUUCUCUUUCCCCUCCAACCAGUUCAAUCUCAUCCCUCCCAGCAGCUCCCCUUCCACCCCCCGGGGAACUGAAGAUUGUCCUGGCCGCGACCUGAGACCUCCAUGAGUGGAGGGAAGAGUGAUCUUUGUCUCUUCCCCCAGCAGCUCGGACCAGUCCCAGCCCCCACCCCUUUCCCCGGGAGCUGGGGAAUUCCUGCCAUGCACCUUGAAUGGGAGGGGCCUCUGAGUGGGCGGGGCCGGGGUCCAGCGGGUGGGGGGGUUUCUGCUCUGCCCCUGCCUGUUCCCACCUAGUCUCACCCUCCCAUCCUCAUCUGUUCCUCCCGCUGGAGACGGAAGAUCUUUUAUUUUCUAUUAUUUAUAACCUCAGACUUGGGCCCCUUGUUCUUUCUUCCCAUUAACUUGAGUGACCUGUGUGAGAGACAGAUGCCCCACAAGGAUGGUUGGACAAGGACUUUUACUUUUUAUUACAUAAAAAUAGUAAAAAAAAAAAAUAAAAAAAAUAAAAUUUUAAACUAACUUAACCUUACUGUAGCUUGCUCUUUGGAGAUGAGAGCAUAGUCAAGCUUUUUUUUUUUAAUGUUUUUGAGAGAGUUUCACUAUGCAGUUUAGGCUGGCCUGGAGCUUGCAACAAUCCUGCCCCAGCCUCAAGUGCUGGGAUUACAGGAGUGCACUACCACGUCCUGCCUAGUAGUCUUCAUGAUGAUACUAGGGUUAUGUUUCUCUGUAAUUACCCUAAACCUAGGGUGAGGAGCCAGUAGAGCAGUAGCCUGCCUCUUUUGAGACAGAUCACUAUGUAGUUCAGGCUAGCCUUGAACUUGGAGUGAUCAUUUUGCCUUAGCCUCCUGAGUGCAGGGAGGCACCACAUGCCUGGCAACCCUGCUUAGUUGGGAAUGAGUUCCUGAUUCAGUGUUUGAAGAUGUAUAGUUGAACACUGAUGCUGUGGGUAGCAGGGUGGCUAAAAGGUCCUGGCAAACACCUGCUGUUCUGGUCAUUGGAGAUAAACCGAUCUUACAGUAUGGGUGUGGAUAAGACCUAUAAAGGUGAAGCUGCUAGUGUGUUGGGAAACCAGGUUUAGAACAACCAGUGUUACAGUGGGGGUUGGGAGCUGGGUGUGGAACUCACUGCAGUAAAUGCUGGGGCAGCAUUGCCGGGAGUUCAAGGCCAGUCCUGCACUGCACUGUGAAAUCCAGUGUCAACGUUUGGGAUGUGUGAGCUGGAGGCAGUUUGGCAUCCUGUAACCUGUCCUUGAUUUCCUUGCCUGUAAGCUGGAAGUUGCUUCCCACUGCCAGGGCUGCGAAGAUGGCACCAGCACUCAGCGUCAAUUGGGGUUAAAACACUUGGACAAAAGCCCAGAGUCCAGGAAGACUUAGGCACUGCGACCUAUGACUGGGUAAUGGGCAUGGUAGGAAAGAAAUGAUUUAGCAAAAGGAAAUUUGUGUGCCUGCCACUUGGCUGCUAACAAUGGCCGGUUUGGGGGUUGUCAGGCUGGGGGCCAGCAAUGGAAACAGAAGCUGAGGAGCCUUCAGAGACAAGAGCCAAGUUCAGGCUGGCCUUGAACUUGACACUAAUGCUUCAGCUGGAAUGACCAGUGUUCCAUCACACCCAGCUUGAACGUUGCUUUGUUUGGGGUUGGCUUUGUUGCUGUUCUAAAUUUAAGAAAAUCUGCCUGGCAUUUUUGUGUAUGCAUAUCCAAUACAGCAAAUGGUAUUUAACUUCAGGUCUUGGCACAUAGCAAACUAGAGCCCAGGCCUGCCUUCACACUAGGCUGAGUACUUAGCCCAGCCUUUUUUGCAGUCUUAAUAAAUUGCCCACACUGGUUUUGGGUCCUUCUGCCUCAGUCUGUCUGGUGUUGGGAUUACAAGUAUGCGCCACCACAUCCAACUCAAACUUCUUUUCAAGUACUGGAGGUGGGCUCUAGGGACACUAGCACUGAGUUACAUUUCUUGUCCUUAUUUUGAAGGUAGUCUCACUUUCCCAGACUGGCCUUGAGUCUAUAGUCCUCUGUUCUGGCCUAAGUAGUUGCAAUUACAGAUGUUUGUCACCACAUGGUACUUAAUCCUGACCUUCAGCUGCUGGUCUUAAAACAUGUAGCUGGGUAUCACCCACAAUCUACUUAGUGGACAGGAGGCCUUGGCACCUGAGUUGAGCACCUGGAUGACCUUUCGUCUUAGUAGUGCUGGAGUGGAACCCUGGACCUUCACGCUGACCUAGACCACAGUCCAUUUUUGAGGCAGGGUCUCCUUAUGUCACUAAGUCCGAAACAGGCUUGAACUCAGGCGCCUUCUGCCCUCAGCUCUAGGACUUUCUGCUGUGCCAUUUUGCUGAGCAACCACAAAAAGCUCGAAAGACUAGAUUCCUUUUAUCAGCAGUGGGGGUGGCCUUGAUGAGACUUGUCAGUCUCCACGAUAAUCUUCAAAUUGGAGGUACU